AAGUCAGUUUAGUUUCAAAAAAGUUUACGCCAAUACAAGAACGCUCGGUGGUAGACGGAAAAUAUAUUUAUUAAAAGAAGGAAAUGGAAAUCAAAAAUCAAUAGAUAAUGAAAAAUCAUUAAAAAAGUGCAAAUUAUUGGAAAAUAUAUGGAUGAGUGUUGAGGUGAUUUGUGUACCAUUUACGAUCGGAUCGAAGCGAUAAAUCAAAUUUAUAUGAACGCCAGGCAGAGCCAGUGUAAAAUGUUAAAAAUAAAUGGCAAUGCAUUUUACAAUCGCCGUGUUUCCGAGACGGGGCUCAAGGGCAGUGGCGUCCACCUUUAAUUACGUCUGGCAGUGAGAUUCGAUUCGACUCGAUUCCGAAAAACUUGUGUACUGCAUCCGAGAUAACCGAAAACUAAAACUAAAUAAAAAAUAAAAAAAAAGAAAACCUAAAAAUAAUUGGCGAACAAGAUGCGACACAAAUAUUUGGCCAACAGCCGCGGGCAUGUCAAAGGCCGCCACCCAGAUCCGUGUGGUUGUGACUGUGAAUCGUUGUGAUUACAAUUUCGAUUUGAUUACGAUAUUUUGAUCGUGAUUUUGAGUACGGAACUUCGUUCGUGUGCAUCGCUUGCUUCAUGUUUAACAACACGCAUCAGGAUGAGUACAUUCGCGAAUAUGCCUUCGAGCCGGAGUUGCUGAUCAAUCGCGAGGACUACCAAAGGAAGGAAGAGCGCUCCCAUCGAUCCACAUCCACCGCCUCCACGCCCAUUCGCCAGCGCUGGGAUGACGUUAUUGCCAAGCAAAAGGAGCAGCAUCGCAAACAGAGCAUCGAUCCGCCCGGCGAUGACAAGAACCAGAUCGAGAUCGAAAUCGAGGCUUUCUAUUAUAUGUAUGGUCGUUAUACCAAAGAUCUAGGAGAAUUUGCCAAGGAUGAAGCCAGAAAGCUCAAAAUACUCGAAAAACGACGAAAGCAGGAAGAUAAACAAAGGAAUAAGGAACUAUUGGGCAAACACUCGACCCGGGCGAAGCGAGUGUCAUCAUGGGUCUGGAAGCAUACGGUGGCCCGACUGGGCGAGGACUGGGUCUUCCUGGCACUACUGGGCAUCAUCAUGGCGAUGCUCUCAUUCAUUAUGGACAAGGGCAUAUCCAUAUGUACAAACGCGCGAAUUUGGCUGUAUCGGGAUCUGACGUCACAGCCUUUUGUUCAGUACAUAGCAUGGGUCUCACUGCCGGUCUGUUUGAUAUUAUUCUCAGCCGGGUUUGUCCAUCUCAUCGCACCGCAAAGUAUAGGUUCCGGUAUACCCGAAAUGAAGACCAUACUGCGCGGCGUUCAAUUGAAAGAGUAUCUCACAUUUAAGACACUAGUGGCCAAGGUAAUUGGUUUAACGGCAACUCUGGGCAGCGGUAUGCCAUUAGGAAAGGAAGGUCCUUUCGUACAUAUAGCAAGUAUUGUAGCACAAUUAUUAAGUAAACUUGUCACAUCAUUCCAAGGCAUAUAUGAGAAUGAGUCGCGAAACUCUGAAAUGUUGGCGGCUGCCUGUGCCGUCGGUGUGGGCGCCUGUUUUGCAGCACCAGUGGGUGGUGUACUUUUCAGUAUAGAGGUCACCACCACUUACUUUGCGGUGCGCAAUUACUGGCGUGGUUUCUUUGCGGCUGUGUGUGGCGCCACUGUCUUCCGACUUUUGGCCGUGUGGUUCCAAAAUGCCGACACUGUUCGGGCCCUGUUUCUAACGAACUUCACCACCGAGUUUCCCUUCGAUCCCCAGGAGUUGUUUGUCUUCGCCUUGAUAGGUCUCGUUUGUGGAUUAGGAGGCGCAUCAUACGUUUGGGUCCAUCGGCGGUAUGUCCUGUUUAUGAGAUCCAAUAAGAGGAUGAAUAAGUUCCUGCAGAAGAAUCGCUUUUUGUAUCCGGGAUUCUUGGCCCUGUUGGUCUCCAGCAUAUCGUUUCCCCUGGGAACUGGUCAGUUUCUAGCCGGCGAACUGAGCACUCACGAGCAGGUGACCCAGCUCUUCAGCAAUUUUACGUGGUCAAGGGAUGAUCUUACCGUGGAGCAGGCGGCUGUGGUGACCCACUGGAUGACCAGCUAUACCAGCGUUUUUGGAAAUCUUGUCAUUUACACCCUCUUUACGUUUAUGUUCUCCAUUAUCGCCUCCACGAUUCCAGUUCCGUCGGGCAUGUUUAUUCCGGUUUUCAAGAUCGGGGCUGGCUUUGGUCGGCUGGUGGGCGAGUUCAUGGCGGUCACAUUUCCCCAUGGCGUCCGGUACGGCGGCCGACUGUCGCCCAUUAUGCCAGGUGGCUAUGCCGUCGUCGGAGCUGCCGCCUUUUCCGGAUCCGUGACGCACACGGUAUCCGUGGCUGUGAUCAUUUUCGAGAUGACGGGCCAGAUAACGCACGUGGUGCCUGUGAUGAUUGCCGUGCUAGUGGCCAAUGCUGUGGCAGCGCUCCUCCAACCGUCGAUAUACGACAGUAUUAUAUUGAUUAAGAAGCUGCCGUACCUGCCCGAUCUGCUGCCCUCCAGUUCCGGGAUGUACAGCAUUUUCGUGGAGGACUUUAUGGUGCGGGAUGUGAAGUACAUAUGGCAUGGCAUCUCCUACCAGAAGCUCAAAGAAGUCCUCAAGCUGAACAAGACGCUGAGAUCCUUGCCACUGGUUGACAGCCCGGAUAACAUGAUCCUUCUGGGAUCCGUGCAGCGGUACGAGCUGAUCAAAAUGAUUGAGAAGCACAUUGGACGUGAGAAGCGAAUGGAGGUGGCCCAAAAGUGGCAAAAGGAGGCCCAAGAGAGAGCCCUCGAGGAGGAGAAGAAAAAGAUGGAAGUGGAGCUAAAGAUGCGACGUCCAUCAAGGUUUGAGGUUCUUCCUGCUCCGGAUAUCUUGAGUCUGCGGCAGAUCGCCAACGAUGAAAUGCUGCCGCCCAAGAAACGGGCAGAGACGUUGCAUGGCUCGCUGGCGCCGAGGAAGUCAAUUCUAAAGAAGACAAACUCCUUUAAUCUAAAGACCUACACUCAACCCAUGGGCCUGAGUCCCAGUAUCACGCCCUCGCCUUACACAACGAUCACCGGCAACUCAGAGUUCCGCAUCCGCUCGGCCUUUGAGGCUAUCUUCAAAAAGUCCACGACGCUCCAGGACGUUCAGCCGGAUCCGGAAACGGGCUCUCUAUCUCCGGCCGCCAGCAACACCGAGGUAGAGGUGCCGCGUACUCCCAGCACUCCGGGGGUAUCCAAAAAGGUUCAGCUGUCUGCACAAAGCAAUUGGGAUUUUGUAACCGAUCAAAUUAUGCUGCAAGUAAACCCUAUUUCAACGGAUGAAACAAAAUUGCCUGCCGAAAAGGAUAGUACGGAAAUGGCAUUAUCAAAUAAUGGGGAUAAUUCUAGCCAAUCUCCAAGCAUUAAAUUCAAAACAAAUAAAGUUGCAGAUGUAAAUAGAUCUCCUCAAACUGCAAAAAAGUGCACGAAAAUAAGGUUUGCCAACGAAGUUGGAAUAAAUGGUUCCCCUUCUCGAACGAAAUGUGAAAUUAAAGAAGCCAAUGAAGCGGGUUACUCUAUAGAAGAUGUGGAUGAAACGAUAAGUCCGGAGGCGGAUGUCGAGAUCAUUCAAAAGCCGAAGUCAGUGCAACUGCCUAGAGAACGUGUCAUUGACAUGUCUCCCGAGGAUCAGAAGCAAUGGGAGCUCGAGGAGAUGUUGAAACCCAUCGACCUGCAAAAGGCCAAUGUGCACAUAGAUCCCUCACCGUUCCAGCUAGUGGAACGCACCUCCAUACUCAAGGUUCACUCGCUGUUUUCGAUGGUCGGCAUCAACCACGCUUAUGUGACCAAAAUCGGAAGACUUGUGGGAGUGGUGGGACUUAAAGAAUUACGAAAAGCCAUCGAAGACAUUAAUAGCAAUAGUUUUGUGCCCCCUACUCGAGACGAGGAUGCGGAUAACAAGCCAUCAGUUGAAAAGCCCCUGCUGUCGACAAACACUAGCGAUAAAGCUGUGGACAUGACCGUCACCUCAAUGGACUCGGCACUAUCCAAUUCCGAGAACUGCUCGGACAUCGAAAUGGAGCACAUAAAGCACACGGAUAAGGGCACAGUAUCGCUCACCAUGCCGGCGCAGGAAUCUAACCAAAACCCACCGGCGGACACAAAUACCACAGAUAAGGGCAAUCAUGCUUGAAACAAGAUGAUCGCCUAACAGAAUAGUACAUACGAUACGUAUACGUAAUAUGUUUGUAAAGAUCAGCUAAACACCUAUCAUAUAAGUUACGCCUUACACGAGUUAGUCAUCAAUGUUAUUAUGUAUUUAUAUCUCGUUAGUUCAUAAUGUCAAAGAUAUCGUGAUUUAUAUUUAAGUUGAAAAGAAAAUUAAGUCAUCAACGAAAA
Drosophila eugracilis is the source of this 4339-nucleotide messenger RNA. RefSeq names its product chloride channel protein 2 (gene ClC-a). Lineage: Eukaryota; Metazoa; Arthropoda; Insecta; Diptera; Drosophilidae. Gene Ontology annotation, biological process: transmembrane transport; chloride transport. The coding region runs from base 615 to 4133 and encodes 1172 amino acids. The transcript has 16 exons. Gene Ontology annotation, cellular component: membrane. Gene Ontology annotation, molecular function: voltage-gated chloride channel activity. The record is from RefSeq and is a predicted model, not a curated record.